Molecule: messenger RNA, 2403 nt
Organism: Cicer arietinum (chickpea)
Lineage: Eukaryota; Viridiplantae; Streptophyta; Magnoliopsida; Fabales; Fabaceae
Product: serine/threonine protein phosphatase 2A 57 kDa regulatory subunit B' theta isoform-like
Biological process (GO): signal transduction
Cellular component (GO): protein phosphatase type 2A complex
Molecular function (GO): protein phosphatase regulator activity
Source: RefSeq, a predicted model, not a curated record
CAUAUCACUUCUCUCUCUCUCUCUCUCUCCUUCAAAAAAAAAAAAUGGUGUAGCUCAAUUUUCUCUUUCCUGCAAGACCAACUUCCUUCUUUCUCAAAAAUUCUUUUCCUUUGUAACUCAAAAUAUUUAUUAUUAUAUAAAAAUAAAUCUUUUCCCUUUUCUCACUUUCUCUGCACCCAUUUUUCCCCCAAAAUUCGAUUGUUAAGGCUGUUCGAUAAUCAUAUUUCGGUGUCUUUCUGGAUCAGACCCAGAUCCUGUUUUUUUAUUUAAUUUUUUUUCUUUCUGAUCCAUCUAUUUUUUUUUUUUUCUGGUGAAAAAUCACAAUACAGAAGAAACACUAUCAAAGGAGAAAGAGAUUGAGGUUGGUGCUUUUGUUUGAUUUGAAGGAGCAACAAUAAGGACUAAAGAGUGUGUUUUAAAGUGCAUGGUAAACAUUUUUGUAGAAGAAAUUUGAGUUAUGAUCAAGCAGAUAUUGAAUAGACUCCCUAGGAAGCCGUCAAAACCGGCGGAAAAUAACGAAGGAGGAGGAGGAACAUCAACUUCUUCUUCAACUGCUUCAAACAGUGUAAGAAGCAGUCAUAUAGCAGGCUACAAUUUUGGAAAUUCAAAUGCUUCAUCCAUUUCAGGUGUUGAUUCGAAUUCAAACCUUGGACAAAAUCACGGCGAAAUGCUUGUGCAAGCAUUGAAUUCAAAACUGAAUCUAAAUGGGGGUUUGCCCGCUUCUUAUGAAGCUUUGCCGAGUUUUCGUGAUGUUCCGAUUUCGGAGAAGCAGAAUUUGUUUAUACGAAAGAUGCAAAUGUGCUGUGUUGUAUUCGAUUAUACUGACCCUUCGAAGAACGUCAGAGAAAAGGAGAUUAAGCGACAAACAUUAGUAGAACUUGUGGAUUAUGUUUCUUCGGCUAAUGGCAAGUUUACCGAUGUUAUGAUGCAAGAAAUCGUAAAGAUGGUGUCUAUAAAUUUGUUCCGAACGUUGACUACUCCACCCCGUGAGAACAAAAUUCUCGAAGCCUUUGAUAUGGACGAGGAAGAGCCUUCGAUGGACCCUGCAUGGCCUUACUUGCAAAUUGUGUAUGAACUUCUUCUUAGGUUUGUCACAUCACCUGAGACUGAUGCAAAGUUAGCGAAAAGAUAUGUUGAUCAUUCAUUCGUUCUCAGACUUUUAGACCUUUUUGAUUCAGAGGAUCCUCGAGAGCGUGAUUACUUGAAGACAGUUCUUCAUCGAAUAUAUGGGAAAUUUAUGGUGCAUCGGCCGUUCAUCAGAAAAUCAAUCAACAAUAUAUUCUACCGUUUCGUUUUUGAAACUGAGAAACACAAUGGGAUUGCAGAACUCUUGGAAAUUUUGGGAAGUAUAAUCAAUGGAUUUGCUCUGCCAUUGAAAGAAGAGCACAAGCUGUUUCUUGUGCGAGCUCUUAUUCCUCUUCAUAAACCGAAAUGCAUACCAAUGUAUCACCAGCAGUUAUCUUACUGCAUCACACAGUUUGUUGAAAAAGAUUGCAAGCUUGCCGAUACUGUUAUACGCGGAUUAUUAAAAUACUGGCCGAUAACAAAUAGUUCAAAGGAGGUUAUGUUCUUAGGGGAGUUGGAGGAAGUUUUGGAAGCAACUCAACCUGCAGAGUUUCAGAAAUGUAUGGUACUCUUGUUCCACCAAAUAAGACGUUGCUUGAGCAGUUCACAUUUUCAGGUAGCAGAAAGGGCUUUGUUCUUAUGGAACAAUGAUCACAUUGAGAACUUGAUCAAGCAAAAUCACAAAAUUAUACUUCCAAUAGUCUUACCUGCAUUGGAGCAAAAUGCAAGGAACCACUGGAGCCAAGCCGUCCGAAGCUUGACAGUAAACGUCUGCAAGAUCUUUUCUGACAUUGAUCCUGCAUUCUAUGAAGAAUGCAUGAUCAAGUUCAGAGAAGACGAAGCACAGGAAAACGAUAUGAAGUCAAAGCGUGAAGCCAGAUGGAAGCGCUUGGAAGAAAUGGGAGGCAUGAAAGCCGCAUCCAACGAACCGGUUUUGGUGUCUCCAAGAACCGCAUCGUCCCAUGCAACUUCUGGUAAAGACAAGUAGGGUUCAAUGAGAGUGAUCCUUGAAUUUCAAAAAGGCAUGAGAAUGUAUAUAUAUUUGAUUGCAUGGGAUAUAAAUGGAUGGAUCAAGCCAAUGUUUAUUUGUGAAUUUGCUACCAAAGAAUCUCAUAAUGGCUUGAGUUCCACAAGUUUAAUCUGCUUUCAUACUUCACUUUGAUGGAAACAUGUUCCAUUUAUGUUUCCAAUUUGUAGUAUUGAUUUUGUUUUCCUUGUGUAGUUGAGUUUGUUGUUUAAGGUAAAUGGGGAAUUAGAGCUUAUUUUGUAAUGAAUUGUGGUUGUUUUAUAUAUAUUUUGAAAGCAAUUUAUUUAGCACGUGUUAUUAUUAACAAAAGA